Molecule: messenger RNA, 1566 nt
Organism: Anopheles marshallii
Lineage: Eukaryota; Metazoa; Arthropoda; Insecta; Diptera; Culicidae
Gene: Ssadh
Product: succinate-semialdehyde dehydrogenase [NADP(+)] GabD
Exons: 2
Coding region: 1-1566 (521 amino acids)
Molecular function (GO): succinate-semialdehyde dehydrogenase (NAD+) activity
Source: RefSeq, a predicted model, not a curated record
AUGUUUCGCUCAGUGUUGGUCCUGCGCUCCGCUGGCAAGUGGCACGGUUACGGAUUUUGUUUCAAUUUGAGCACGGUGACGUCUUUAGCAGCGAGAACGAUGCAUAGCAAUCCCUUGAAGCAAAGCCAGGCCUUUGUAAAUGGGCGCUGGGUUGGAGCUCGUUCGGGAACCACAUUCGAUGUGCAAAAUCCCGCCAACGGGCAAGUUUUGGGUGCCGUGCCGGAUAUGAACCGGGAGGACGUCCAGCUGGCCAUCGAUGCGGCAUAUGAUGCAUUCUACCAGCCAGGGUGGCAGAAUAGUACCGCGAAGGAGCGGUCAGCACUGCUGAAGAACUGGCACGCGCUGAUGGAGAAGAAUCGGCAAGAAAUUGCCAGCAUUAUGACCGCGGAAUCGGGAAAACCGCUGGUGGAAUCGCUGGGUGAGGUCACGUACGGCAACUCGUUCGUCGAGUGGUUCGCAGAGGAGGCUCGCCGCAUCUACGGUGAAAUUGUCCCAUCGCCCGUAGCGAACCGACAGAUUAUGAUGACGCGCAAUCCGGUCGGUGUGGCGGGUCUGAUAACGCCCUGGAACUUUCCUCACGCCAUGAUCACGCGCAAAGCGGCCGCUGCGAUUGCGGCGGGCUGUACGGUGGUUAUUAAACCGGCAGAAGAUACGCCCCUGACAGCGCUAGCAUUGGCUCGUUUGGCUGAGGAGGCUGGCUUCCCGAAAGGUGUUAUCAACGUGAUAACGAGUAGCCGAACACAUGCAGCCGAAAUUGGGCAGUUGUUGUGUGGUAGCGAUAAGGUGGCGGCCAUAUCGUUUACCGGGUCAACCGAAGUCGGCAAGCUGCUCUACCGACAGUGUGCAGAUGGUGUUAAACGUAUCGGGCUGGAACUGGGUGGCAAUGCACCGUUCAUCGUGUUUAAAUCGGCCGAUAUGGAGAAAGCACUAACUGGGGCCAUGAACUCCAAGUUCCGAAACUGCGGCCAGACAUGCAUUUCCGCCAAUCGGUUCCUUAUCCAGGACGAAGUACACGAUGAGUUUGUGGAGAAGCUAACUGAGCGAAUUCGUAAGCUUGCAAUAGGCGAUGGCAGUCAGGAAGGCAUUCAGAUUGGUCCGCUUAUCAACCAGGCGCAGCUUACUAAAGUGGACCGUUUCGUGAAAGAUGCGAAGGAGAAAGGUGCCACGAUACGUUGCGGUGGUCAAACCCUGCCGAAACAUGGCUCUCUUUAUUACGAACCGACGGUCGUGACAGACCUGCGGGACAAUAUGCUCCUGUACAAUGAGGAAGUGUUCGGUCCGGUAGUUUCGGUGGUACGGUUCAAGACGGAAGCCGAAGCACUUGCCAUUGCUAACGGGACGCGACGUGGACUGGCCGGGUAUUUCUUCUCGAACGAUCUGAACCAAGUGUUCCGGGUGGCCCGUCAACUGGAGACGGGUAUGAUCGGCAUCAACGAGGGGCUCAUAUCAGCUACCGAGGCUGCAUUCGGAGGAAUCAAAGAGUCGGGCAUUGGGCGUGAAGGCUCACGCCACGGUAUCGAUGAAUAUGUCUACAUUAAGUAUCUUUGCUACGGCAACCUCCAGUAA